Molecule: messenger RNA, 1752 nt
Organism: Lipotes vexillifer (Yangtze River dolphin)
Lineage: Eukaryota; Metazoa; Chordata; Mammalia; Artiodactyla; Lipotidae
Gene: CDKL3
Product: cyclin dependent kinase like 3
Biological process (GO): protein phosphorylation; positive regulation of dendrite morphogenesis; negative regulation of axon extension
Cellular component (GO): nucleus
Molecular function (GO): ATP binding; protein serine/threonine kinase activity
Source: RefSeq, a predicted model, not a curated record
AUGGAGAUGUAUGAAACCCUUGGAAAAGUGGGAGAGGGAAGUUAUGGAACAGUCAUGAAAUGUAAACAUAAGGAUACUGGGCAGAUAGUGGCCAUUAAGAUAUUUUAUGAGAAACCAGAAAAGUCUGUCAACAAAAUUGCAACGAGAGAAAUAAAGUUGCUAAAGCAAUUUCGUCAUGAAAACCUGGUGAAUCUGAUUGAAGUUUUUAGACAGAAAAAGAAAAUUCAUUUGGUGUUUGAAUUUAUUGACCACACAGUAUUAGAUGAGUUACAACAUUAUUGUCAUGGACUAGAGAGUAAACGACUUAGAAAAUACCUCUUCCAGAUUCUUCGAGCAAUUGAAUAUCUUCACAAUAAUAAUAUCAUUCAUCGAGAUAUAAAACCUGAGAAUAUUUUAGUAUCCCAGUCAGGAAUUACUAAACUCUGUGAUUUUGGUUUUGCACGAACGCUAGCAGCUCCUGGAGACAUUUAUACGGACUAUGUGGCCACACGCUGGUAUAGAGCUCCAGAAUUAGUAUUAAAAGAUACAUCUUAUGGAAAACCUGUGGAUAUCUGGGCUUUGGGCUGUAUGAUCAUUGAGAUGGCCACUGGAAAUCCCUAUCUUCCUAGCAGCUCUGAUUUGGAUUUACUUCAUAAAAUUGUUUUAAAAGUAGGCAAUUUGACACCUCACUUGCAGAAUAUUUUUUCCAAGAAUCGCAUUUUUGCUGGGGUGGUCCUUCCUCAAGUUCAACACCCCAAAAAUGCAAGAAAAAAAUACCCAAAGCUAAAUGGAUUGUUGGCAGAUAUUGUUCAUGCUUGUUUACAAAUUGAUCCUGCUGAGAGGAUAUCAUCUACUGAUCUUUUGCGUCAUGAGUAUUUUACUAGAGAUGGAUUUAUUGAAAAAUUCAUACCAGAACUGAGAGCUAAAUUGCUACAAGAAGGAAAAGUCAAUUCAUUCAUAAAGCCAAAAGAGAAUUCUAAAGAAAAUGAAUUUAUGAAAGAUGAUAGAAAAACAAUUUAUACCAGUACACUGCUAAGUACUUCAGUUUUGGGAAAGGAAAUGGAAAAAGAGAAAAAGCCCAAGGAGAUCAAAGUCAGAGUUAUUAAAGUUAAAGGAGGAAAAGGAGAUAUCUUAGAACCAAAAAAGAUAGAGUGUGAAGGUGGACAUUUUCAACAGGAUGCAGUUGAAAUUGCUCAUACUGUGUCUCAAGAUAUAAAACCUGUAAUCAGUGAACUACCAAACCCUGUCAAUCCCAGCACUAACUCUAUGGGCAUGAAAGACGAUCCACAUGCUGGAAGUAGUAUGGUGAUGCCACCCAUCAAUCUAACUAGCAGGAAUUUGAUGGCUUCAAAUCUCUUCCACUACAAUUCAAGGUUAACUGAAAGAGCAAAAAAGAGACGUACUUCUUCACAAUCUAUUGGACAAGUUAUAUCUAAUAGGCAUGAGGAUACAGGUCCCACUCAAAGCCAAAUGGAGAAGGGUGUGUUUAAUGAGCGAACAGGUCAAAGUAACCAAAUGGCAAAUGGAAACAAAAGGAAGCUGAAUUUUUCCAGAACUAACAGGAAAGAAUUCCAUUUCCCAGAAUUGCCUUUCACAGUACAGUCAAAGGAGAUGAAAGGAAUGGAAGUUAAACAGAUAAAAGUGCUGAAGAGGGAAUCAAAGAAAACAGAUUCAUCUAAAAUACCAACUAAUGCAGAUCACUAUCAAGAAAAACAAGAGAAUACAGGAAAUGCACAAACUGAAAGGAAGAAGAACCUGCCAGAUGUAGAGUAG